Messenger RNA from Trichogramma pretiosum, 4840 nucleotides. It is a transcript of the gene Ranbp21, whose product is annotated as exportin-5. Bases 198 to 3824 code for a protein of 1208 amino acids. NCBI's taxonomy places the organism in Eukaryota, Metazoa, Arthropoda, Insecta, Hymenoptera, Trichogrammatidae. The transcript has 10 exons. Gene Ontology annotation, biological process: RNA export from nucleus; protein export from nucleus. The record is from RefSeq and is a predicted model, not a curated record. Gene Ontology annotation, molecular function: RNA binding; small GTPase binding; nuclear export signal receptor activity. Gene Ontology annotation, cellular component: cytoplasm; nucleus; RNA nuclear export complex.
CGCGCGCACAUCACGCAUACACAGGUACAACAGACUACACAACCAUAGGGACCGUCGCCGCCGCUCUCUGCUGAUAAUACACCGCGCGCACUUAUGGCGCAUGGGGAAAAUAACUCGGUAGCAUAAGAAUAAUUCAACAGUCUUGGGGCCUCGUACUCGUCGUCGUGCAUUAAACACCGUGAAAUAACAACAUAAAAAUGGAGUUUGGAAUGAGUGGUGAUAUUGCUCAAAUUUCAAAUGAGCUUGCUCAUGUUGUGGAAAUGAUGAUGUCUCCAAACAUUCCUCAUCAGCAAAGAUUAGAAGUAUAUAAUGCAUGUGAGCGCUUCAAGGAGACUUCCCCAUUGUGUGCUCAGUGUGGAUUAUUUUUAGCACAAAAAAGUCCAGAUAGAAGUCCUAUAGUUAGACAUUUUGGGCUGCAAUUAAUGGAACAUUGCAUAAAAUAUAGAUGGACUCAAAUGUCCCAGCCGGAAAAAGUUUUUAUCAAAGAAAAUGCCAUGAAACUGCUACAUGAAGGCACCUCUCUUCUUCAAGAAGAAAAUCACAUAAAAGAUGCAUUAUCUCGAAUUGUUGUAGAAAUGAUUAAACGCGAAUGGCCUCAACAAUGGCCAAAUUUAUUAGUAGAGCUAAGUGAAGCGUGUACAAGAGGAGAAAGUCAAACAGAACUUGUGCUAUUAGUAUUUUUAAGACUAGUGGAAGAUGUUGCUAUUUUAGAAACCUUGGAAUCUAAUCAAAGAAAAAAAGAUAUUUAUCAGGCUCUGACCACUAAUAUGACAGAAAUUUUUGGUUUUUUCUUGAGAUUAAUGGAACAGCAUUAUGCUGCAUUUCAAAAAGAAACAUCUUUAGGAAGAGCAUCUGAAGCUGCAGCUCACAAUCGAGUAGUACAGGUGGUGUUAUUAACAUUAUCAGGAUUUGUAGAGUGGGUAUCGAUAACCCACAUAAUGGCAGAAAAGGGAAGAUUGCUUCAAAUUUUAUGUUUAUUGCUUAGUGAUCUAACAUUCAGAUGUCAAGCAGCAGAAUGUUUACAACAAAUUGUUAGCAGAAAGGGUAAAGUUGAUGAUCGAAUGCAAUUAAUGAUUCUUUUCACAGAAGAUGCUCUUAAAUGCAUGUAUGCUGCUGCAACAAGCCCUUCCCCAAGUGGUUCAAACGAACUGCAAGAAAAACAUUUCUUAUUUUUAAAGAAACUUGUACAAAUGUUAAAUGGCAUGGCCACCCAAUUGUGUUCUGUGUGGACUAAAGAUGGAAACCGUCCUGUACAUUUUGGCAUCUUUCUAGACACUGUGAUGAUAUUUACUAUUCAUUCCAGCUUCACUUUGGUUCAAUUAUCAAAUGCUAUCUGGAUUACAUUUUUCAAGCAUGAGCAUAUUAAGACUGAUUCUCUAUUGUUAACUUAUAUUCCAAAAUAUAUUGAAAGUAUUGCCCCUAAGCUUAUAAAGCCAAUGCCUCAGAAUAAACGUUUCACAAAUGGUACAAGUGGAUGCUUCUUUGAAUAUGAUUCAGAUGAAGAAUUUAAUGCACUCUAUUUCCGCCUACGUAUGGAUGUAAUUGAAGGUUUCAGAAAUGCUACAAUGGUGGCUCCUAGAAUCACUUUUAGUUAUGUACAACAAUGGUUGACUGCCAAAAUUCGAAAAGGAAUGGAAAAUUUAGCUUACAAAAGUGAUCCUUUUGAUCCAGAAUAUCUUGAAUGGGAUGCCUUGUCUUCAGCCCUUGAAGCUGUAGUAUCACGAAUAUUACUUGUUAACGACCGACCUAACAUUCAAAGUGGUUUACAGCUUCUUGAACUUUGUCUUACUUACAACCCUCAAGAUCCAUGGAUUCUAUCUGCAUUACUUUCUGCUAUUAGUGCUUUAUUUGUCUUUUUAUCAAUGUCCACUGGUUCAAUGGUCAUGCCUGGGGUCGCCAUUUUACCUAGGGUGUUGGAAAAAAUAUAUGCUGUCCAAGUAUUUAAUUUACCCGGUGAAACACACGAAAAUAGAUCUAAGUCUGCUAAAAAUGUAAGGAGACAUGCUUCAAGUCUAAUGGUCAAGAUUGGACAAAAAUAUCCAUUGCUAUUACUUCCUGUAUUCGAUCAAAUUCAUGCCAAUGUAAAAAAAUUGAUGGCAGAACCGAGUCAAUUAACUAGAUUUGAGGGGGUAGUUCAGUAUGAGGCUUUGAUGUUAAUAUCUAAUCAUUUUUGUGAUUACGAAAGGCAGUCUAAAUUUAUAGAGGAGGUAAUUGGUCAGACUGCGCUCCGUUUCACUGCCAUGGGAGCAGAGGCAUUUAAAGGUCCAAUGGAAUUGACCAAUUUCUUAGGUUUAAAUCAACCACCGAUAGACAACCCAGUUAUCAGUCGAAAUAUGUCAGACUUGAGAUUUUAUAUUAACGUUUUAUUAAGCGUGGUUAAACGUAGUACCAUACCCGAUGAUCCAGAUAGGGCAUUAAGAGGCGGAUUUGUUGCUGCUGUCAGUGAAAAUGGUAAUCCAGUAUACAGAAACCCGGCGACACCCCAUAUUGUACCAGCUUUACCACCAUUUUUUGCUCUUCUAAGAACAAUAAAUUCUAUGUUUACACCAGCUGCUUUGAGUUUACUAUCUGAGAGUUACAAAAAUGUUCACGAUAUGGUAGAAGUAGAAAAACAACAGUUAUUAGGUCAUACUAAUGGUAACAGUAGUGACAGUUCCCUGGAAGAAGAUCCGUUAUUUUCGCCAGUAUCAAAAGCGCAAAACUUUUUCCAUUAUUUACAAGAUACCUGUUAUCAUCUUCUUGGAAGUGGCUGUCAUAAUAUUGGUCGUGACUUUUAUCAGCUACAAGGAUUAUCGAAUGCGCUCAUUAAUUCUGUAUUUUCUGAUAUGGAGACAAUUCCCGACCACAGACUGCGUCCGAUUAUUCGAGUUUUUAUGAAACCUUUCAUAUAUCAUUGUCCAACAGCAUUUUAUGAAACAGUUCUAGUACCUGUUUUGGCGCAUGUUUCUAAUCACAUGCAUCAGAGAUUAAGCACGAAAUGGCAACGAAUGGCCAUUCUUUAUGAGGCCGGUGACCAUGGAGAAGAAAAUUCAGAUGAGCAAGAAGUUAUAGAAGAUAUGUUGAAUCGUAAUCUAACUCGGGAGUUUAUCGAUGUAUUGAAACUUGUACUCGUCGGUGGCAAUUCGAGCGACGCCUCUCCACCUGAUUCAAUGGACCAAGAUAAUGGUGGAAUGGCUGUUGAUCAGCCAACUACUCGAAGUACUAAUAGCAUCGUUGCUGAAGUCGUUAGUGAACUUGGUAGCUUUGUACUUAGACAUCCUUCAACUUGUCACAGUGUUGUGCUUUGCAUUCUUGGCGCCCUGUCAUGGAAUGACUCAGGUGCCAGUUUGAAAGCAACAAUGCUUACUGGACCAGUUGUGCGGGCUCUUGCUGCAGAUGGCAGUUUAAACCCUCAAAUGGCAUCCCAUAUAAUGGUUGCUGUUUUGCAAGGUCUGCAAUUACAUGGCCAACACGAAGCCAAUCAAGGAUCUUUGAUUACUUUGGGAGCUCAAAUUUAUGAAGUCCUUCGACCUAAGUUUCCAAAUAUCAUCGAGGUAAUGCAACAAAUCCCAGGCGUUAAUCUAGCUGACUUACAGAGAUUUGAUGAUAAAAUGAGUGUCGUUAGCACCAAAGGAAAUAAGAUUGAAAAGGGGAAGAAAGAUCUAUUCAAGAAGAUAACUAAUCAGUUGAUCGGAAGAAACAUCGGUCAAUUAUUCCGCAAAGAAGUAAAAAUCGACAACUUACCGAGUAUUCAAAUAGCAAAUAAACCAGUCGUGCGCGUAGACGAUAUUUCAAAUACACCCAGUGAAACAGGUUUAACUGCGUUAUUUGCUGGACCUACGUAGCAAAAAAUUAGCCAUAGCUUACGAAGCUACCAGAGCUUGCUAAGCAUUCACAUGAAUUAAUAUAAUUUUAGUUAAAAAAUUUUAAGUAAUAUUCUUUACACUAAAAUUUUCAAGAAAUAAGGAUUGCAGUCGACUAAGAUAAAAAUGAUUCAAAUAAUUAUUAUCUGAUGUAAAAUUUAAAUAAUUAAUAUAAUCUUUACUCAAAAGAUUCCUACAAAAUGAGUUCCUUAUUUCUUUGAAAUUAUUGUUGCGCAUCAUCGUAAUUUUUAAUAUCUAUGUUAUAAAUAUAAAGUUAAAUUAAAUUUUAAGUCUUUAAUUUUUUUUUAUCUUGUUGAUUGAUUUUACUGUUAUGAAAUUACAUCAGUCAGGAUUGCUCUUGUUUGAAAAUCAAGUAACAAGAGCAUUUUUAAUUAUUUUUAAUUUUUACAGUGUGAAUGUUAUUAUUGAGAAAAUGUGAAUAUUUUGUAUCUUUAUAAAAUAAUGAUGAAUAAUAGAUAUUCGAAUGAUUGAUACUGAACUCAUAUUUGCUAUGCAUCAAGUUGACUUGAUUACAUUUCAAUAAUGUAAAAUUUAAAUAAUUUCACAAAAAAAUGUUUAUACAUCAAUAGAAAAAUAAUGAAUAGAUAGUAACAAUUCAUUCAAUAUAAGUAUCGCUUUUUAUAGCUGGUACAAAGCCAAAGCAUAAUAAUAUCGAAGAGAUUUUAAUAUAAACAAUUCAUAUAUCUCAUUCAAUUUUAUCGGAAAAGUUUCAUUCAAGAAAAAUACCGUUUUGUUUAAAAAAAUUUAAUUACAUCCCAUUUUUUGUUAAAGAUGCUAUGAAAUAUCAUUGAAAGUACAUUCAUUGUACAAAAUUGUAAAUUAUCAUUGUAAGAAAUUAGGCUUUGAAAUGUUUCUCAAAAAUUUGAAUGUUGUAUUAUUUUUAAUUAAAUUAAAAAAAUUUUUAAUUAUGUAGCCAAUCGCGGAUUAUUUAUCUUAAAGUUGUCAACUAUACAAAUAAAACGACAUUGCUACACUAA